AAACAUUGCAGUUGAAAAUAAAGCGAAAAGAAGAGGGAAAAGGAAGAAACCAUGAGUCGUGGAAACCAGAGAGAGCGUCGCUGUACCCUCGAGUUCGACGGUGCAUCCAGUGGAAAUCCUGGAAAGUCUGGUGCAGGAGCUGUACUCCGUUCUGGGAAUGAGGUCCAUCGCUUCAGUAAAGGACUGGGCAUUCAAACAAAUAAUUCUGCUGAGUAUGAAGCUUUACUUUUGGGAUUGAAAGAAGCCAGUGACAAAGGGUAUGAUCAUGUUGAAAUUCGAGGCGAUUCUAAGCUUGUUUGCGAACAGCUUAAGGGUAAUUGGAAAGUCAACAACCCGAAUUUAAGGGACUUGCGUGAUAAGGCUUUGGACUUGAAGGAUAACUUCAAGUCAGUCAAGGUUCAACAUGUUCCUAGGGGUUCUAACAGAGAAGCUGAUGCUCAAGCAAGUUGGGGCAAAAAUCUUGAAGCUGGCCAAGUUCAAGAAGACUAUUACUACUACUGAUCAUCUGUGACAGCAUGCCACUGUCAAAAACUAUUGGCAACUAUGUUACUUUUCUUGUUUAGAUUGUGUUUACUAGCUAGUUAAGCAUUUUGGGUGGUCUUACAUUUGACACACUGCAUGUCAGUGGUGAAACUCUGUUUGCAAUUUGAUCAUUUGGUUGCUUUAGGGGCUUAAGAAUGUUGCUUUUGAUGUUUGGAUUUUAUGUUUGGAUGUUAUGUGAAUGUUUCUGAGUUUACUAUUUUCUUCCUUCAUUUGUUUGUUUAAAUCUUAUAAUCUCGUGCUAUGUGAUGACACUUAUUUUUGUUUGAUGUAAUGACC
Molecule: messenger RNA, 819 nt
Organism: Vicia villosa (hairy vetch)
Lineage: Eukaryota; Viridiplantae; Streptophyta; Magnoliopsida; Fabales; Fabaceae
Exons: 6
Coding region: 52-501 (149 amino acids)
Molecular function (GO): nucleic acid binding; RNA-DNA hybrid ribonuclease activity
Source: RefSeq, a predicted model, not a curated record